AUGGUAUGGAUGAAAUUAGAGGUUCGAAUCUUACGAAUUACAAUUAUUUUUAUUCCAAAAGAGCAGAUGUCAGUUGUAUUACGAUAUGUGGAUGAAGGUCAUGUGAAUGAACGAUUUAUUGAAAUCAUCCAUGUCAAUAAUACAAGUGCCCUAUCACUUAAGGAAGUUAUUGAUGGUUUUUUCUCUCAACAUGGGUUGAGUAUUGCUAAUUUGCGAGAGCAAGGAUAUUAUGGAGCAAGUAAUAUGCAAGUGAAUGUUAUUGGAGCAUCAGCGAAACGUCGAGAUAUUCUACGAGAGAAACAUAACAUGAAAAUUUUUGAAGCUUUAAAUAAUGGUGAAAUAUCAAGUGGACGAGGAUUAAAUCAAGAGAUAAUGAUUAAAAAACUAGGAGAUACUCGAUGGGGAUCACAUUACAACACUUUAACGAGUUUAGUUACAAUGUUCUCUUCAGUAGUUGAUGUGCUUGAGACAAUUGUGGACAGUGGAUCAAAUUCAGAACAAAAAUAUGAAGCACAGAUUCUAACAACUUCAAUCUUGUCAUUUGACUUUGUUUUCAAUAUGCAUCUCAUGAAAAAUAUAUUGGGAAUCACAAAUGACUUGUCUCAAGUCUUACAAAGAAAAGAUGAGGAUAUUGUGAAUGCAAUGAAUUUAGUCAACAUUUGUAAAGGUAGACUGCAAGCAAUGAGAGAAUCUGGUUGGGAUUCAUUAUUGAAAAGAGUUUCUUAUUUCUGCAAUAGUCAUGAUAUUGAAGUUCUUAAAAUGGAUGCUAUGUUUUUAGUUCGAGUACGAAAAAGUCGAAAAUCUCAACUAAUUACAAAUUUGCAUCAUUAUCGUGUUGAAGUCUUCUAUACUGUCAUUGAUAUGCAACUUCAAGAGUUGAAUAAUCGUUCUACUGAAUCAAGUACUGAAUUGCUUCUCUCUAUUGAACUCUCUAUGCCUAAGGAUCAACUUCAAAAUUACAUUAUUGAUAUGCGUUCAGAGUUUGUUGAACUAAAAAGCAUUGGUGGUCUUGCAGUGAAAAUGGUCGUUACGAAAAGAGAUAAGGUCUACCCUUUAGUUUAUCGGUUGCUCACAUUGACGUUGAUUUUACCAGUUGUAACAGCUACUGUACAGAGAACAUUUUCUGCUAUGAAUAUUUUGAAGACUCGACUGCGCAAUUGA
Molecule: messenger RNA, 1161 nt
Organism: Cucumis melo (muskmelon)
Lineage: Eukaryota; Viridiplantae; Streptophyta; Magnoliopsida; Cucurbitales; Cucurbitaceae
Exons: 4
Coding region: 1-1161 (386 amino acids)
Source: RefSeq, a predicted model, not a curated record